Glycine soja is the source of this 1292-nucleotide messenger RNA. Its product is annotated as TLC domain-containing protein 2-like. The record is from RefSeq and is a predicted model, not a curated record. The coding region runs from base 91 to 957 and encodes 288 amino acids. Lineage: Eukaryota; Viridiplantae; Streptophyta; Magnoliopsida; Fabales; Fabaceae. Gene Ontology annotation, biological process: regulation of membrane lipid distribution; plasma membrane organization; membrane assembly. Gene Ontology annotation, cellular component: plasma membrane. The transcript is spliced from 3 exons.
UGAUUUUUGUUUGAUACCAUUUCCUUGAAGUGAAGCAAUUGAUAAAUUUAUUGCGAUUGAGAAUUGGAGAAGAGAAGCAAAAUAAAAGGGAUGCGAGUGGCGCGAGAAGAAGCAAUGGGUGGUGGAAAGCGGAACACGGUGGAGACAUUCUUCUUAGCCACUCUCAUUCUCUGGCUCGCUUCCCUUUGUUUCCAGAUUUUGUUGAACAAGCGCUGGGAGCUUCUCUCUGUCAUCGCGGGUUCUAUCUUCUACCAGACAUCUAACUGCCUCAUCCGAUUCUUCUCCACACAUAAAGACAAAGACGCUCUCUUCGUUAACACCUCCGUCUCUCUUCUCCACUCUCUCCUCACCUCCUCCUCAGUGAUCUUCAUCUUGUUCAGAGAGUUGUUAAGUAAUGGGCCAAGUGGAAUGUCUGACCACUCACAGUUGGUCGAAGAUGCUUGGUCAUGGGCAUUUGAAGCGUUGAGCUUUUCUUGUGGUUACUUUGCAUAUGAUCAGUGGGAUAUGCUUCAUUACCGAUUGUAUAAUGGUUGGAUCCCCUCUAUCCUUGUGCAUCAUCUGGUUCUCCUUAUUUGCUUCACUCUUGCUUUGUAUCGAAAUGUUACCAUCAACUACCUUAUUCUCACUCUUAUCUGUGAGCUGCAUUCCAUCUUUCUUCAUUUGAGAAAAGUGAGACGAAUGGCCGGUAUUCGGGAUGCAAAGAGCAUUCUUGUUAAGUUAGAAUGGUUUUUGAAUUGGGUUACCUUCUUUGUGGCAAGAUCUGUACCUCACGUUCUCAUCACAGCCAAGCUCAUCAAGGAUGCAUACAAAUUUGAAAAGGGUAUGGAGCUACCACUGGCUCUGUUGGGCAUGGCUGGGAUGAAUUUGCUCAACAUUGGUCUUGGCAUUGAUCUCCUUAAAGCUUUUAAGAGAGAGAGGAAGUCUCAGCAGGGUAAUCUUCAUCAUCACCGUGAAUGAUAGAACAGAAAAGUGCAAUACUACUAUGUAAUCUUCACCGAAAGUGAAAAACGGAGGGGAAAUGAUACCACAUGCAUGAAGAGUGAUUGUGUGUAGGAAUAUGUUCGGUCUCUUAUUUUUUCAGAAUACAACACAAAUAGAUUAUUUAUAAUCUCCUCGAGCAAUUAUUUUGAAGCAUCAAGCAUGCUGUAAAAUGCUUUCCAACUCUCUAUAACUUGAAUUUUUUUUUGCUACAUGGGAAAAGAAACCCAUAACAUAAUUUAGACACGCAUGAAAGCAUUGUAAUCGUAAUUUUAUCAUAUCUCACGAGUAAUAGCUAUAUAUACAUUAUUGAA